This is a messenger RNA of Naegleria gruberi, 1386 nucleotides long. RefSeq lists its product as uncharacterized. NCBI's taxonomy places the organism in Eukaryota, Heterolobosea, Eutetramitea, Acrasida, Naegleriidae. The transcript has a single exon. The coding region runs from base 1 to 1386 and encodes 461 amino acids. The record is from RefSeq and is a predicted model, not a curated record.
AUGAACGCAAACCAUUUCAAUAGCCUUUUGAAUAAGGUCGCAGAAGGGCAUUUCAACAGAAAGAUCACAGAAUCAAAGGUUUUGAAAACCUUUCUCUCUGUGAUUAGAAUGAAGAUUAAGAAUAAUUUUGAUUCACUUAUCGGAAAGGAAGAGGAAAACGAAGAGAUGGAAAGAAUACUUCAUUCCUUUUUAAUUGAUGAAAUUGGUGAUGUAAAUAAUAUAAUUUAUACCCACUCGUUAAUUAUUAGAUCAAAACAUUCCAUCACAAACGUUGAAGAUUUCUUUAAAUUUCUAACAACAAUUGGAAACAAGUACAACCUGUUGGAGUUAUUGUUUUUAGAUGAUCUAGAGCAUCAAUGGGCUGAAUACGAUAUGAUUGUAAGCGAUUAUGAAGAAUCGAUGAAAGCUUUUGUUAAAAGAAAUUUGCCUUUCAAUCCUUCAUCAAUAGAAACCGUUGUAAGGGAUAACGAACAGUUUGAUGUUUUCGAACAACUUGUUAAUAGGUGGUUCCCAAAUGCAUCAAACAAGCUUUUGAUUGAUGGGUUGAUUUAUUCAAUGAUGUUUUACUUUAGUAUUACCCCUUCCAGAAAAGAUUUAGUUUUGCAAGUUGGAAUUCUUCCUCAAUUACCAAGUUUCUUUGACAAGUUUUUAUUGCUAAUGUGUUAUUGCAAAAACUUUGAGAUGAUUCCAUCUGAAAAGUUUAAAUUUAUCUUGAAGUUUAUUAUUGAUAAUAAUCCAUUCAACAAUUUUUCUGACUUGAUGAAUAGCACCGAUACAGUCAUUCUGACCAAGCUUUUUAUUAAGCUAGGGAUUGCUUUACAUGAAAAAAUGGACCAAACAAAACUAGAGGAAUUAACUAUGCAAAUAUCUACACUUUCCGAAAACCUAGAGAAAGAGUCAAGAAAGAAUUUGAUAACAAGAGAAGAGGUUCAAUUAAUUAGUAUAAAAUUGGCAGGGACUGAGGAAGAGUUAAGACUUACCAGAGAGAAGUUAGAAGAAGAAUUACGACUUACCAAAGAGAAGUUACAAUCACAAGAAGAAGAGUUAAGAGUUGCAAGAGAGAAAUUAUUUGAAGUAGAAACUGAAUUAGCAUUGAUGAAUAAUAUUAUGAUUAACCCCAAAAAUAGAGAACUGCAAAAGUUAGCCUCACAAAUUGAAGCACUCACUCAAACAAUAUUCUCUCUUCUUUCACAACAAGACAGUUCACAAAAGGAAUGUGCAAGAAAAAGUAAACAAAUCGAAGAAUUGGAAGGGUUCAUCGUUGAAAUUCAAGAGAAAUAUCAUUUGGAAAUGAAACAAAGAGCAGAGCAACCUGUUUGUGAAUGCAGUUGCACAUCCUGUGUUUCUUGUGUUCAUAAGAGUAAUACGAAUAUUUCAAACAAUUAA